AUGUCGAAUGAAGAUUAUUACUAGUUACCUGAGAUAAAUUUGGACCUUUAGGAUUAUGAAAUCAGUCUAUUGAUUAGAGAAUGUUUUAUAAAGAAAUUUGAUUUUGAAGAAAUCAAAUGUAGGUUUGAUAAUGAUUCAGACAUAAAACAGAAAUUGAAAUAUAUGAUUCCGAUUCAUUAAUCAUUUGAUUAUUACUAUUAUUUGAUAAAGACUAUCAGUGAGUCUGACAAUCCAUCUUAGGAUAAAAAGAAAUACUUAGAAUACAUAGUGCGAUCUCAGAGUCUUCAGAAUAUUAUCUCAGAAAGAUGCUAUUUAUUAAUAACUUAAGCUAACUCAAUUGAUAAUUUAGAGUAUUAAAUUGAAUAACUCUUUUAAAUAUUCUUUCUCCUCAAAGAUAUUGAUAUAAAUAUUCUACAAAAGUCUAAUAUUUCUCUAAUAUUCACUUUACAAAAGAUUAUUGAAAUUAAUUAUCGUGACUAUAACUUUAAAGAACUAUUUUAAAAAUUUGAUGAUUUUCUAAAUUUAAUAUUUAAAAGCACAUAAGUAUAAUAAUAUAAAACUAUUCCAGCCUAUCCCUAACCUUUAGAAUGCUUAUAAUAUCUAAAUGAAAACAAUUAAAUUUUUGGAUAAACUAUUGAAGAUUAUUAAGACUCAGCAACUUAUUUGGACUAUCUAUUCAACUUUUUAAGAGAAGACUACAUUUAUUAUAUCAGAUAACAAAUUAAUUAUUUAUCUGAAAAGGGAUUUAUUAAACGUAUUGAUAGAAGAUAUCUUCCUAAUAUAGAUCUAUAUCAGGACAUCAAAUUAAUAUAAUUUGAGAUAAAUAAUCUUAACAUUAAAUGGAAAAUAUCUUUGAAAUAAUUUCACUUAGAUAAAAGGACAAUAGUCGACUAAAUAGACUGGAAUUAUUCAAAUAAACUAUAGAUAGGUUCUCUGAUUUGUAUUACAAAUAUUGAAUGCCAUCCAUUGCUUUUUGGCUUAAUCAUCAAUAGAAGUAAACAAUAAGAUGAUUAUGAAAUAUCAAACAGAAUUGAUUUAGAAUUUCGAUUUUUAGGCCCUAAAUCUUAAAUAAUGGAAUUCUUAAACUUACUUUCUUAAUAAACUAUUUUAAUGGAUUGUAGGACAUCAGCAUAAGUUGAAGCUUAAAUUUAUAAUUUAGAAUCAAUCAAGAAAAUGCAUUAUUUGCCUAAGACAAAUUUAAUACUUUAGAGUUUAUAAACACCAUUUUACUAUAAAAAUUACUUAUUGUCCAAAUGCUUUCCUUAAUUACUAUCAACUUGUGAUGCUGAAUAGGAGAAAGCCAUGCAAUUAAUUCUUUUUGAAAAAGUUGCCUUCAUCUAAGGACUUCCAGGAACCGGAAAAACUUACUUGGCUACUAGGGCUGUAAGCAUCUUAAAUCAGAAAUUAUCGUAAAUUGAUAAACCUAUUCUGAUAGUUUGCUAAAAUAAUCAUACCUUAGAUUAUUUCUUAGAGAGUCUACUUUAAUUUAUUCCAGCUGAUCAAAUAGUUAGGCUAGGAGGAAAUUCUAAAUCUGCUAAAAUUAAUUCCUAUAUGUUCUAAAGCAGAUCAAAUCUUGACUUUGAUUAGGAAGAAUUUAAAGAACUUAAAUACUAAUUAAAGACAAUUUUUAAUAGAUUAAUUUAAUAUGAAUAUACUAUCAAUGCUCAGGAUAUUACUAGAUUUUGGCUUGAACUAAGAGAUAAACUUAUAAAUGAUUUUCGUAAGGAAAGGGAUUUGAAUAUUUCAUAAGUUGAUGAGCUCCUAAAUUUUUGGAUUAAUGUAAAAUCCUUAGAUGAUGAUCAAAUUCUUUUUUAUCAAAGUCAAAUUUUUGGUGACCAUGCUAUACUUCAAAAUGAAAAAAUUACUAAAUAAAUUUAGUUAAAUAAUGUUUUUGGUACACAGCAUAUGUAAUUAAAUAACCAAUAAGAUUAAGACCAAUAAUAAUCAAAUCAAAAUGAAGAACCUCUUCCACCUAUAGAAUAGUUUAAUUAGCAGAACUAAAAUCACUCAAAUUUACACUAUAAUUUUAUAGGAAUUGAAAUGAUUCAGUAAUGUUUGUAAGACAAUACAUUCAAUAUUUGGUAACUUAACCAUAAAGAUUUAUGUGAGAUAAUUAAAUAUUUAAAGUAUCUCAAAUAUCAAGAAGAUUGUCUUUUAUUUGAAAAAACAUACAAAAAAUUUAAAAAGGUAUCCUAAACUUUAUAAAAUCUUGAAGCUAGUAAUGAUUUAUAUAAAUUGAAUAAAUAUUAGGUGAUCGGAGUAACUGUCACUGAUGCAGCAUACUAUUCUCAUAUAUUAAAAUAAUUGAAUUCAAAAGUAUUGGUUGUUGAAGAAGCUGAACAAAUCUUAUUAUCUAAUUUAGUAACUAUUUUGACAAAUAAUUUCGAAUAUGUUGUUUUAUUUGGAGAUUAUUUCAACUUAGAGGAAUAAUUUUAGAAUUAUGAUUAAACAAAUUUCUACUUUUUAAAAAAUAUAUAAAAUCAAUAAAUUCCAUCUGUUGUUUUAUCAACUUAAAGGAGAAUGAAACCUAAUAUUGCUGAUUUUUUGAAAAGAAUCUACCAGUAAAAUAUUAAAGAUCAUUAAGAUAUUCAUGAAACCACAAAUAAAAAGGAAGUUAAGGGUUUAGAUUCUGAUUUUUUUAUUUUUGAUAAUCAACAAUUAGAUUUAGAUUUAGAUAUAAAAUAAAAUGUUUAAGAAGCUGAAAUGAUUGUUUAAAUGGUUUAAUAUCUUAUUUAAGCAGGAAACAAAGUGUCUUAAAUUACUGUAUUAUCACAAUACUAAUAGUAAGUAGAAUUAAUAAAGGAGAAAUUUAGGAAUGAGAACUAAACUUAGGUUAGGGUAGAGUCAGUUGAUGAUUAUUUAGGAUAAGAGAAUGAUAUUGUAAUAAUUUCAUUAGUUAUUUUAAAUAAUCAUAAAAAAUUAUUUAAAAGAAAAUACCAAAAUAGAAUUAAAACUGCGUUUUCAAGAGCAAAAUUAGGUCUUUAUGUAUUCGGUUAUUUUGAUUAUUAUUCAAGAUAGAGUACUUUAUAUGAUUCUUUUUUUUCUAAAUUUAUAACUUAGCUAUAUGAUGAAGACUACCUCACACAUUUUAUCCCUCUGAAAUGUCAUAUUCAUGGUACAGUAAAGUAGAUAUAGCAAUCAAGCUACUUCUUAAAUAUUAAUGGAGGCUGCUUUUGUAAUAAUCACACUUGCAAGAAAUAAUAUCUUCCAGGAACUCAAAAUCAAAAUGAUUGCCAAGAAAUGUGUGAAAAAAUACUUAAAUGCAGACAUAAAUGUUAAUAAAGGUGCCAAGCUUAGUGUAUCUGCACUUUUACUUACUAUGAAAUUUUACCUGAAUGUAAUCAUACGGUUUUAAUUCAAUGCGGAUAAGAUCUCGCCGAUGUGAUUUGCUAAGAGGAUGUAGAAAUAUAUUUUCAUUCAUCAUGUAAGCACACAAAUAAAUUCAAAUGUUAUGAAAUAAAUAGCGCUUAUUAGGAAUGUUAACAUAAUUGUGAUAAGGUUCUUCCGUGUGGCCAUACUUGUAAGAAAAAAUGCAGGGAACGUUGUUAUCCUUGUGAGUAGAAAUGUAUAAAAAGUAUGACUUGUGGACAUAGGGAUUAAUGUAAAAAUUUAUGCUAUCAAAAAUGUUCUCCUUGCGCUUAUAAUAUUACCAUUUAACUUCAUUGUGGAAUGCAUAGUAUUUAAAAGAAAUGCUUUGAAAUAAAAAAUCAUAUAAUUAAUGAUCUAAAAAUGCCCCCUACCUUUCUAAAUUCUAGGAUUGGCAUGGAAUUGGUAUUUCGAAUCUCAGAAAAUUUAGCUAAAGGCCUGAUAAAAGAUGUUAAGAAUUUUCAAUAAAUACAAGACUUUUAAUGCAAAUAUCCUUGUUCAAGACCUAGGAAAUGUGGUCAUCAGUUUUAAUGCAAUAAUUAUUGUUAUUAGGAAUGUACUCCAUGUGAGUAUGAGAUUCUUCUCACUUUAAAAUGUGGUCAUCAAUAUUAAUAUUAGUGUGAAGAUGUAAAAGUUGCCUUGAAAGAACUGCUACCAAUUGAAGAGUAUGAAAAUUUAUGUUAAAGUGAGCAUGAAAAAAUAUUGUAACUCUUUGAAAACUGUAUUUAAUGCUCAAAACCAUGUGAUAAAAUAAGAGCAUGCGAACAUUAUUUUCCGUGUUCUAAUUCCUGUUCCUAACCUUGUAUUCCUUGUUAAGUUGAAAUAACAAUAACCUUACCUUGUGGUCAUUUAAGGCUUGUUAAAUGUCAUACAGUAUAAACUUCAUCUACAGGCAUAGUAAAAUAUGAUGAUGAAUAAGCUUGCGAAAAUUGUUCUAUUAUUUAUUGA
This is a messenger RNA of Paramecium tetraurelia, 4314 nucleotides long. RefSeq lists its product as uncharacterized. Gene Ontology annotation, cellular component: nuclear RNA-directed RNA polymerase complex. NCBI's taxonomy places the organism in Eukaryota, Ciliophora, Oligohymenophorea, Peniculida, Parameciidae. The record is from RefSeq and is a predicted model, not a curated record. Gene Ontology annotation, biological process: regulatory ncRNA-mediated heterochromatin formation. The transcript has 2 exons. Gene Ontology annotation, molecular function: helicase activity.